This is a messenger RNA of Panicum hallii, 1219 nucleotides long. Its product is annotated as expansin-A31-like. Gene Ontology annotation, cellular component: extracellular region. The record is from RefSeq and is a predicted model, not a curated record. Gene Ontology annotation, biological process: plant-type cell wall organization. The transcript has a single exon. The coding region runs from base 96 to 851 and encodes 251 amino acids. NCBI's taxonomy places the organism in Eukaryota, Viridiplantae, Streptophyta, Magnoliopsida, Poales, Poaceae.
UUGCAGCAGAUCACACGACACGACAAGACAAUCCAUUCCCUUUCUGAUCACGUGGUUCGUGCUCGUAGCCUCGUACUUGUAGCAAGGUCGCGGUCAUGGCGACGGCGAGCUGGCUGGGCCUGUGGGGCGUCCUGGCGGCUUGCGCCGCAGCCGGCGCGGCGGCCUGGUCGCCGGGCACGGCGACCUUCUACGGCGGGGCCGACGGGUCCGGGACAAUGGGCGGCGCGUGCGGGUACGGCAACCUGUACAACGCCGGGUACGGCGUCAACAACGCGGCGCUGAGCACGGCGCUGUUCAACGACGGCGCGUCGUGCGGGCAGUGCUACACCAUCACGUGCGACGGCUCACGGCCGGGCGGCCAGUACUGCAAGCCCGGCAACAGCGUCACCGUCACGGCCACCAACCUGUGCCCGCCAAACUACGCGCUGCCCAACGGCGGCUGGUGCGGCCCGGGGCGCCCCCACUUCGACAUGGCGCAGCCGGCGUGGGAGCACAUCGGCAUCGUCCAGGCCGGCAUCAUCCCGGUCAUGUACCAGCAGGUCAAGUGCUCGCGCAGCGGCGGCGUGCGCUUCGGCGUCGCCGGCUCCAACUACUUCCUGCUCGUCAACAUCCAGAACCUCGCCGGCAGCGGCUCCGUGGCGGCGGCAUGGGUAAAGGGCGACAAGACUGGCUGGAUCCAGAUGUCAAGGAACUGGGGUGCCAACUGGCAGGCGCUCGCCGGGCUCGUCGGCCAGGGGCUCAGCUUCGCCGUGACCAGCACCGGCGGGCAGUACAUCCAGUUCCUAAACGUGGCGCCGGCGUGGUGGCAGUUCGGCCAGACCUACACCACCUACCAACAGUUCGUCUACUGAUCCACCGAUUGAUCGGAGUAGUGUUUUGUGAUCUCUUUCCUGUCGCCUUCGUCGUGUCCUCCGCAUGGCGAGUGGUGAGUGCCUACGUGUCGUCUCGUGGCCCAGUUUCAGCGCCGACGCACGGUGGCCGAGGCAUGCUUGCUGUGCGUAGCUCAAUUGCUUAUCCUUACCAUUUUUUCCCCAUUUGGUAUCACAUAUACAUCUAUGUAAAAUUGUUAACCUUGUUCAAUCACGAACUUUAGAAUACAUUAUUAUCCAAAUAUUUCUUCCAAGUUGGUUUAGAGCUAUAUUUAUUCAUAAUUGUUGUAAAACAAUUAAGAAUGUUGUACCAAUUUUUACAUAUUUAUAAAAAAGGACCGUUACUUUGA